Messenger RNA from Adineta ricciae, 2748 nucleotides. Lineage: Eukaryota; Metazoa; Rotifera; Eurotatoria; Adinetida; Adinetidae. The record is from the annotation of a GenBank genome assembly.
AUGAGUGAUUUAGUCCUAGAAUCUCAAUCUCCAACUUUGUAUGGAGUAGCACCGCCUAUGAGUGACGAAGCUAUGGAAGCGAAACGUAAAGCACUAGAGAUUCUUGUCGCUCAACCUGAACGAAAUCGACUUCCAGUACCGAAUCAUCUCCUAAACUCAAAACUUUUCGUUAAAUUAAAACGAAAUAAACUAGUUGAAGUGACACCACAUGAAAUUCAUUUCGAUGGAUUUGAAUUGAAUCAAAUUCAGACGCGUGAAUUACACAUAUUGAAUCGUUCACCGGAAGUUUUACGUGUUGACAUUCUUCCUCCUCAAACAUCAUUCUUUCAAAUCGAUUAUAAAAAACCUCAACGUCUGGUCACUGGCUUUUCUAUUCACGUCAAAAUUUUAUUCAAACCUACACAAUGGCAAUACUAUCAUGAUGCUAUCCGUAUCCAUACACCCGAACGUGAUGAACAUCUAAUUGUGCCAAUUCAUGCUUAUCCAAUCAUCCUAUUAGAUGGUAUUUUACCCAAUACAUACCAAUUUCCCAACACACCACUAGGACAAGUUGCAACAAAAACGUUCUCGUUUCAAUCAGGAGCGCCGGUGGAAUUUCAAUAUCGAAUUGAGAUUCUUAGUCAUGAUCCAGCAUUGACAAUUCAACCAAUGGAAGGUACAAUUGAACAGUCGAAUGUUACAAACAUAACUGUGACAUAUGCACCAACGGCAUUUUGUACAUCACGUCUAUCAGUAGCGAUUAUUGUCUCACAAUUUCAUAUUCAACCUUUUAUUUGCACAUUUGUUGGCAAAUGUAUGCCAGGUCUCGCCAGAGAUCUAGCCAAAAAAACGUUGCGUAUGAGUGGUCAAUUCUCGACAGAUAAUAUCAAUUUAGUCACUAAGAAACUACCGACAGCAACAUCAUCUAUGCCAUCAUCAUCACCAGUCAAACAGAAAUCAAUUAAGCAACCCAUGAUUGAGUCCAUUGCUGGAAGCGAUAUUGAACGAGAUGGAUUGCGCAUACCGAGAAAGAUCGAUUCGACAUGGGCGGUAUCGAAAGUUCUCCUACAGAAAAAAGGCAAAGUAGCUUUGAAAGAUUUGAGAAGAUUCCAUGAACUGUCACUCGAAAAUCAGCGUGGACUUACUCGACAAAGAAAAGAAACAAUCUUCCUUCAAGAUGUAAAUCGUAUCGAAGAUGAAGAACAACGAAAUAAGAUUCGUUGGCAAACCAAACUCGGCUUCGAUGCACUCUCGGCAGCCGAACGUGAAAACAUUCUCAAUAGUCGACAAGUGUCUUGGGAUGAAUAUUCAAUUCGUAUUGGGCAUCCGGUACCAGAUGAUGAGUAUACUCGAGAUACGGUAGGAUACUCUGAACAACGAACAGUUCGGCCACUCGAAAUGAAAAUUCGUAGCAAUGCGCAAUUUGAUCUACAUACGAAUAAUCUUUGGUUGAAUCGACUACAAGUUCUAGAUCGUUUCGCACAAGCAGCUCGAAAGAUCAUUGUCAAACGACGUCUAGUUACUCAUUUAAAAGCAUUGCAAACAUAUAUUAAUACAUAUAAAAAAGCCAAAACUGAUAAAGAUAUUGAUCAAUAUGUAUAUGAAUAUUUCAAAGUGCUUCGUGGUGAAACAUUGGAAACAGAUGGGCAUAUAUUAAUUAUUCGAAAUAGUUCAAUUGGUACUUUUCAUUUACCUCGAAGUGACGAAGAUGAACAAGAUAAUUCAAAUACUAUUGAAAGUAUUCCAUCUGUUAAUGCGCCACAAAUGAGUUUUAAACUUCGUUACGUACUACCUGCAAUGCCGUUAAUUGUUCCACAUCAAUAUAAACUACUCAAGUACCAACCUAGUAAUCCAUUACUUUUGCGAUAUGAUUAUACAACAGCUAAAUUGGCUCGGUCAUUGCGUGCCGGAGCUGAAGAUGAAUUAAUCAAACUUGAUGAAGCAUCCGCAGAAAAAUCAUCUGAUAUUUCAGCACGAAUUAAUGAAAAACCAACGAUAGUUACUCCGACAGUUCCGUCUUCUCUACUGUCAGCACCUAUUUAUCAUCCUCUGACUGUUUUCAACCCUACACCGGGUGUUAUGACCUACGAAACUCAAUUGCCCUAUUCGGCAGUCGAUUCCGAUAGUGCUGUUUGUCCUAUACCAUUAGUCGAACGACCAGGAUAUUCUUCAACAAGUCGAUAUCUUGAUCGAGAGGACGUAAUUCAAGGCACAAUGACAUGGAAAAGUAUGAGUAGCACAGGUCUCUCCGCUCUUUCUCAAAUACCAACGAUGUCCAAUAUUUGGCUGCCGAGAUGGAAUGACCCAUUUUCUCCAGAUAUUCUGCCUUCAAGCUUGCCACCACUUCUACAUGAAAUGCCUAUAUCCGAUCGAAAUCAACUCUUGGAUGAUGACAUGAAUGAAGAAACCAAACUUGUCCUUACACCGGAAAUGAUCCGCGCUGAAUUCAUUGAAUUACACAUCAAUCCAUCAACGACCACAAACGAUAAACAAGAUACUAUGUUUAAGAAAAAGAAAGCCAUGGGAUCAUCAUCAUCACAGGGAUUUCCUUCUGGUGACAAGCUACCGGAUUCGAAUGUUACGCUUUCUACACAUGGCCGACCGUCUCGAUUUCAACGCGAGCAAGAACUGGAUUACUUUCAACGAAAGAAGUUUGGUCAACUAACCGAUCGAGUUAAUAAACGCAUGGAAAAGAAUCACGGCGCAAAUCGAUCCGAUUUAUCCGAUCAACAACAACAAACAACAGCAUUAAAUGAACCAUCUCAAUAA